Molecule: messenger RNA, 1076 nt
Organism: Staurois parvus
Lineage: Eukaryota; Metazoa; Chordata; Amphibia; Anura; Ranidae
Source: the annotation of a GenBank genome assembly
CCCUGCAUUCACUAUAUCCGCUCUCCCAGGACCCUGCAUUCACUAUAUCUGCUCUCCCAGGACCCUGCAUUCACUAUAUCGCUCUCCCUGGACCUGGCAUUCACUAUAUCUGGCCUCCCCGGACCCUGCAUUCACUAUAUCCGCUCUCCCGGACCCUGCAUUCACUAUAUCCGCUCUCCCUGGACCCUGCAUUCACCAUAUCCUGUCUCCCCGGACCCUGCAUUCAUUAUAUCCGCUCUCCCUGGACCCUGCAUUCAUUAUAUCUGGUCUCCCCAGACCCUGCAUUCACUGUAUCCGGUCUCCCUGGACCCUGCAUUCACUAUAUCCGCUCUCCCAGGACCCUGCAUUCACUAUAUCUGGCCUCCCCGGACCCUGCAUUCACUAUAUCCGGUCUCCCCUGACCCUGCAUUUACUAUAUCCGCUCUCCCCGGACCCUGCAUUCACUAUAUCUGGUCUCCAAGGACCCUGCAUUCACUAUAUCUGGUCUCCCCGGACCCUGCAUUCACUAUAUCUGGUCUCCCAGGACCCUGCAUUCACUAUAUCUGGUCUCCCCCAGACCCUGCAUUCACUAUAUCUGGUCUCCCCGGACCCUGCAUUCACUAUAUCUGGUCUCCCCGGACCCUGCAUUCACUAUAUCUGGUCUCCCAGGUCCCUGCAUUCACUAUAUCCAAUCUCCCCGGACCCCGCAUUCACUAUAUCUGGUCUCCCACAUUACACACAACAUGUAAAUGCAAUUAUUUUAGAAAAUAUAAGCUGCUAAAUACCUUUUCUCAUCAGCAGUAUAUAGCAGUCUUGUGACUUCUAUUAGUGUCCAGCAGAGCACUGGUUAAAAGCUUGUAGAAGGAGUUUUCUUUCUGCUCUAGGAAGAUGCAGAACCCCUGACCUCUGUCUGGACAGUGCUGAUCACAUGCACUCUCCCAAGAAAUGAAAAACUCUCUAGCAAUGCCACCAAAUGAGCAUGUGCAGAGUGUCUUCCACACGAUAUGUCUUAUCAGGAGAUAAGAGGGGGACACUGUAAAAAGGGGAGGAUCAGAGUAGACAGGAUCAAGCAGCAUUUUUACACAAUGCAGAGGAUU